AAAUAAAUAACCAAACAAAAAUAAUAAAAUAAAUAUAAAAAACAAAUAAUAAAGUUUUACUAAUUAUUAUUCAGUUUUUAUAAUAUUUAAAUUAUAUUUUUCUCAAGGUAAUAAAUUUAUUUAACUAAAACCUUUUAAUAAUAUUUAUAUAUAAAAGAAAAUCAACCAAUAAAUAAUUACAUAAUAAAUAUAAAUAAAAUGAGAAUUUUAUUUUUUACAACUUUAUUGGUUGCAUUGGUUCUAAUGAUUGCUCCAACCUAUGCAAAUCAAGAACAUUGGGGCAAAGGUCAAUGGGGAAAUGGUGGUGAAGGACACCAUGGUGGUAAUAAUAGAGAUUGUGAAAGUUUAGGGGAACAUGAAUGUAAAUCAACCGGAGGUUGUAGAUAUUUGCCAUUUGUUUCAUGUUGUGGUAAAAAACAAUUUUUCUGUGUUAAAGAUGACGGAGAUUGUGGCUCAGAUUUAUCCUGCAUGAAGAAUACACAAUCCGGUGAAAUUUUUGAAAUAUGGUCAAGUUGUAAACCAACAAGAAAUAUGGAGUAUUAUCCAACUCCAAAUACCACAACAUGUGAAUCACUCGGUUGUGAAGCUAGAGGUUUGGAAUGUGAAUGGGUUGAAUCAAAACCAUGCUAUGGUACCAGCUGUUGCCCAAGAAUUCCAAGAUGUACUGCCCCAUCACACGGUGGUCAUGGAGACCAUGGAGGUCAUGGUAAAUGUUCCCAAAUUUCAUGUCCAGACAAUUUCUUCUGUGAAGAGCAAGGUCAUCAUGCAGUUUGUGUUCCUGAACAUCAUGGUUGCGGUAAAGUUCAAUGUCCAUGGGGUUUCUAUUGUGUUCAUGAAAAUGGUAGAUCACACUGUGCACCAAAGAGAGGUCCACCACCACCACCAUCAAAUAACUGUCGUAACGCCAAAUGUCCAGAAGACUAUGAAUGUAAAGUUAUUAAAGGAUCUGCAGUUUGUGUAAGAGGUGAUAAAAAUACAGGUCACUUUAAAUGCAGAGAAUUUUCAUGUCCAAUCGGUUCACGUUGUGAAGUAUUAAAUUUCCACCCAGUUUGUGUCAAAGAUAGAGUUCCACCAUUCCCAAAGCCACCAACUGAACAUUGUGGUAUUGUUAAUUGUCCACCAGGUUAUCAUUGCACUUCACAAAAUGGUAUACCAACUUGUGUUCAAAGCAGUGCUUUCCUUUGCAAUGCUACUCGUUGUCCAAGCAACUAUGAAUGUGAAGUCAUCAGUCCAUCGAUUGUUACUUGUGCACCAGAAGAUAAUGCCUGUAAAUGGCAUCAUUGCCCACCAGGCUUUUCAUGUUUCAAUGGAAAUAGUGGUCCACAUUGUUUAUUAAAUAGUCAGUUCCCACAACUUUGCCGUGUUACCAAAUGUGCUAAUGGUUUCUUCUGCAGAAUGGUUCAAGGUCACCCAACUUGUAUUAGACCAAGACCACCACCACCAACUCCAAAUUGUUUAACCUGUGCUGAUCUUCCAUGUAUUCAUGCUGGUAUGAUUUGUGUUACUAUUCCAGGUAACUGUUCCAACCCACGUCUCCCAUGUUGUAUUCAUCACCCAGUAUGUGUAGUUGCAUCAACUACUGCUGCAUCCACUAUUGCAACAACUGCCUCCACUGUAGCAACUACAACUAGUACACCAGGUGCUACAUCAACUACCGGUACAUCUACCACUGGUACAUCAACUACUGCUGGUACAUCAACUACUGCUGGUACAUCAACCACUGGUACAUCAACUACAGGUACAUCAACCACCGGUACAUCAACCACCGGUACAUCAACCACCGGUACAUCAACUACCGGUACAACCACCACUACUACUACUACCACUACUGCAGAUGCUACCACUACUGCAGGUGUCACCACUGCCACUACCACUGCAGAUGCCACCACUACUGCAGAUGCUACCACUACUGCACCAGCCACCACUACUGCAGAUGCCACUACUACUGCAGAUGCCACCACUACAGAUGCCACUGCAACAGGUUUAUCCACCUAAACGAAAUAAAAAUAUAUAAAAUUAUGAAAAACAUCAAUAAAUUAAAAAUUAAUUUUAUAAAAAAUAAAAUGCUCUCAAAAACCACAUUUUUACAAUAUUUUAUUUUUA
Molecule: messenger RNA, 2103 nt
Organism: Dictyostelium purpureum
Lineage: Eukaryota; Evosea; Eumycetozoa; Dictyosteliales; Dictyosteliaceae
Exons: 3
Coding region: 199-1995 (598 amino acids)
Source: RefSeq, a predicted model, not a curated record